Molecule: messenger RNA, 1317 nt
Organism: Hypanus sabinus (Atlantic stingray)
Lineage: Eukaryota; Metazoa; Chordata; Chondrichthyes; Myliobatiformes; Dasyatidae
Product: eukaryotic translation initiation factor 4E-binding protein 3-like
Exons: 3
Coding region: 228-566 (112 amino acids)
Biological process (GO): negative regulation of translational initiation
Cellular component (GO): cytoplasm
Molecular function (GO): eukaryotic initiation factor 4E binding
Source: RefSeq, a predicted model, not a curated record
AGCAUUUCUCGGAACUGUUAUUGCCCAGGCUGUAAGGCGAAGCUGCUGCCUGUCACUUGGCGUCAUGUCCGCCCUUUAUUUGUAAACCGAGCAGCACAUGGCUUGCUAUCAGUAUUCUGCAGCAGACUGAGCUCGAUUUGUGUAGCCAUUGCUGAUCUUCAUUGCGAAAUCGCUCCCGUGAAACAGCGGCUAAUAACUUCUGGCAAACUUUUUUUUCGCUUCACAAAAUGUCUACAAGCUGCCAUCAAAGCAAAAGCUGCCCGAUCCCAACCAAAGUUCUGCUGAAGGAUUUGUCCCAGUUACCCGAUCUGUACUGCAGUACCCCGGGCGGCACUCUGUUUUCCACUACCCCAGGAGGUACACGGAUUGUUUAUGGUCGCAAGUUUUUGCUAGAAUGCAGGAAUUCUCCACUUGCCUGGACACCUCCUUCUUACCUUCCUCAGAUUCCCGGUGUAACUCUUCCUCAACAUUCAACUUUGAGCAAAGUUGAGGAACUUAAAGAACAAGAAAAUGAAUCAGAAAAAGAAUCACCAGCUGAUGAUGCUCAGUUUGAAAUGGAUAUUUAAACCAUCCUGGAAGAAGAAGAUUGUUCUCUUGACAGAAGCACAUGUGUUUAUUGAGGAGCAAUACACCAACAUGAAAACCAAUGAGGAUGAUAACUUCAGCAGUGGAAAUGUAAUUGUUUGUAACUUGUGAUUAUAUGGUUGGGUUGGGGAAGGGCAGAAAUUUUAGGUGCUUUCCUUUAUUUUUGGUGCUGUUUCUCCGUAGGAACCUGUAUGAUUUAAAAUUUUUUUUUAAAGUUUACUACUUUAAUCCAGAUAAAAUGGCGUUUUUUGGUCCUCAAGUCCAACUUCAGAAGCUUUUAAUCAGCUGUAAAGGAGUCGGUGGUCCAGACAUUGGUGUAGCAGCAAGAUUGGUGAAGAGCUCUGUCUAGCACAUUGAGUUAGAGGGGUAUAUUCCUACAAUGUUGUUAAGAAUAAACCUCACUGGGAUGUAAUGGGAAAAGCAUUAAGUGGGCAACACACUGAUCUCAUUGUUAAUGGCAUGGUAUUAGUUAUAGUGGUAAUUGAAAUGCUGAAAUCUACAGAAUGCUCCAUUCUUAAUAUCUUGUAAAUGAGAUUCUUAUAUUUAUGGUGUGAAAUUUUAAAUAAAGACGAAGUUCCCACAUUUACAUUGCAGCUUUUAUGACCUCAGCAUGUUCCAAAGUCCUUUAGUCCUUUAUUUGUAAAAUUACUGUUAAUUGGGAAUUUCACAUGUAAUAAGCUUACCUCAAAAUAAAUCAUGCACAGUGAGCCCACCAGAAACCUGAGUUUUGUG